AGUGCCUCAUUAAAUAUAAUCAUGGACGAUCCGUCGAUGAUGCCGGAUUUAUCCCAUUUAUCUGCAGAAGAACGUGAAAUAAUAGAAAAUGUCUUCAAACGACAAAAAGAUGAGGAGGCAAAAGAAACACAAAUAUCACAAAAAGCAUCUGAAGAAUUGUCAGAGUUAGACAAACAGAUCACGGAGCGGAAAGAAACAUCGAAAAAGCUGGUUGGCACACAAGAUGACGCGAUCUGUCAAAUCUGUCAGAAGACCAAAUUUGCGGACGGAAUUGGCCACAAGUGCUUUUAUUGUCAAUUGCGUAGCUGCGCCAGAUGUGGAGGUAGAGCACAGAGCAAAAAUAAGGCAAUCUGGGCUUGUUCGUUGUGCCAGAAACGUCAACAAAUUCUUGCCAAAACAGGCAAAUGGUUCCAACCCGAAGAGCAGCCGCAGCCGAAAAUUAGCGGCUCCGAGCCAAGCCCUUCGCCCCAACCACUAACUGACGACAACGUACCAGAACCGCAGCAGAGGCGAGCAGAGCCGCCUGAUAAAAUGAACACUCCAAAUUAUCAAAACAACCAACAACCCCGUGGAAUGGGAAUGCAGCCAAAUCAUAAUCAAACUCAGCAGAAUUUCAUGAAUCAGAACCAAAAUUCAAAUCAACAUCCAAAUCAAAACCACAAUCAGAAUCAAAUGCAGAACCCGCAUCAAAAUCAAAAUCAUGUUCAAAAUAAUCAUCAAGGAGCCAACAAUCAUCAACAGAAUAAUCGAAGAGCUAUGCAACAACAGCCAAUGAGUCAAAAUCAGGCAAAUCAGAUAAAUCAGAUGAAUCAAAACCAAAAUCAACAACAGAGCCACAAUCAGAAUAUGACUCAAAACCAGAGAAACCAGACUGGCCCCCAAAACCAACAAAGGACAAAUGACUCUCGAACUAUGAAACAAACGCCUCAACAGCAGCCCAGUCAGUAUCAAAACAACGUAGGCGCGGCACAUCAACACCAUAAUCAACAUGGACAACAAGAGCAGCAUCAUCAACAAAUGAAUGAACAACGGACGGAUAACAACAGAAUGAGAGAGAAUACUAACGGGCAAGGAGGAAUGUUCAAUAGGCAGCCGUCAUUAGAGCAAACUACGCCCAUGAACAAAUACAAUCACGUUGAGGAUGAUGGCAUGAACCAGCGACCCACGUUCUACACUGGAAAUUCCGAGAAUGACCAAAGACAAUUUGAUGGCCAAAUGCAACAGGGCUCACAACAAAAUAAUCAGAAUCAGAACCAAAACAACCGAAAUCUUAGAAAAAACACAGUCAGCCGGGUAACAGAGGAGGAUUAUGCAAGUUCGUCAAACUUCGAAUCUAAGAAACAGCGGAACAACUCUUCACAGAGUCAGUCCAACACGCAAGGCGUGCGAGCAUGUCCUUCUACUGACGACCAUUUGAACCGGGUGAAAAAUCGAUUGCAUAGGCAACUUCGAUCAAUGUCAUCUUCUGAAGAGGAUAUUAUUGCUGGAGGCGGUGGUAACACUUUGAAGAUGUCUACGUCAGCAGUUGUGGCCUCUGGUGGGAAAACCGCAUUUCAUGAUGAUAUGGGAGCGUCGAAUGUGCAGAGGUUGUCCGAGGAAUGCAAUUCUGAGAAGGACCUCCUUCGAUAUAUUUAUGGCGAUCAUAAAAACUCGGAUUCAUCGUCGUUGGGCGCUGGUGUAGGCGGCAGUGGUGGUGGCGGUGUCUUGAGCGGAAACAGCGUGCUGAAAAGUAAAUCACAUGCUUUACUGAAGGGGUCUUACCAAGGGGGUUUAGACAUGCAAGCUAAUCGAAGGCGUGACAAAUCGCUGUCCUUGUCACCAUCGAGAAAUGAUCAUUUUGGAACAGGGAGCAUAUCUGGCGGAGAUUUGUUGGCAUCACGGAUACGAACAUUUUUAUCACAUCCUGUAACAUGGCAACCUUCUGCUGAUCAGAAAAAAUUAAUAGGGCACAUGAUACUUCAUCGAACUGAAAAUUCUGCAGCCAACGGGGAUCUCGGUUUAAAAAUUGUAGGCGGCCGAAGAACGGAUACCGGGAAGCUCGGUGCAUUCAUUACUCAAGUUAAGCCUGGCAGUGUGGCGGACACCAUUGGAAGACUCCGUCCUGGCGAUGAAGUAGUAGAAUGGAAUGGACAGUCUCUGCAAAAUGCCACAUAUGAACAAGUAUAUGAUAGCAUCGCUGCAAGCAGAUAUGAUACUUCUGUCGAGCUGAUUGUUAGUAGGAGUGCAAUUAUUCCUGGAGGUGACGACUUCCUCAACCUUACUCCCUCACAAAUGUCAUCCUCGGCGUAUUCAAGAGUGCCAUCUGCAUAUCCAUCUCAAUUUCAGCGUCAAUUACCCAACCCUGACCUUUUUCUUGACAUACAUCCCGCUUUACAACAAUUAUCAUUACCACAUUCACAAUCAGCCGUAUUCCCUCAUAAUAACACAUUGACUUCACGCAAUCGUUCGACAUCAAGCUAUUAUUAUUCAGAUGUGCCCGACCUUGGUGUUCCAAGCAAUAGGGAGAUGCAGGAGAGCCAAGCUUUUGGAACAGGACACAUAUUUGGACGAAUAGAAGUUUCAUUUGUGUAUUCUCAUCAUGAUCGACAACUCUCAGUUGCUCUCGUUCGUGGGUUUGAUCUACCACCAAGAUCCGACGGGACUCCCAGAAACCCAUAUGUGAAAAUAUUUUUACUGCCUGAUAGAAGUGAAAAAUCUAGACGGCAGUCUGCUGUUAUAGCAGAGACACUCAUGCCAGUUUGGGAUGAAGUUUUUUACUAUAAUGGCCUUACUGAACCGAUGUUGUUGCAAAGAGUACUAGAGCUAACUGUCUGGGAUUACGACAAAUUUGGUACAAACAGUUUUCUUGGCGAGACAUUGAUUGAUUUGGCGUCAGUGCCACUUGAUGGAGAACAUUCACUCAUGUGCAUUCUUGUUGAUAUGGAUGACGAUAACCCGCUGAGAACGGUAAUUAGUAUUUUCAAAUUCCAUGUUAUUAUUCUCACUUUUUUGCAGCGUUUAAAAUUGAGAAAAGCGUCAUACAACGCACCGACACGACGUCCGCAGUCGGAGCUCAAUUAUUACGAUCACUCCUCCAACUAUUAUGACCACAUCAGUCAAAACAUAGACAAGCAGCCGCAUCAUCAUCAUCUUGCCCCAAAUGACGAGGAGAAUGAUGAAUACAUUGACGACGACGAGCUUGAGAACGACAUUGACCUGGCGACAGGCGGUGGCGCGCGGAAGAGCAGGACAUAUAGACGUGAGAAAGGGAUGCACGGUGGACAUGGGUAUGCUGAUUGGACACAAAACCACCAACGUCAAUCAGGCUACACAUCUGAUCAUGGGUAUGGAAGGCAAAACAUGAUUGGUCGAGCCUACAACCGACGACAGCAAAGACGUCCGCGUAGUGCAACCGCACUAUCGCAAAUGGAAAGGGAGGAUAUGUACGAUCCAACAAGGAAGCAUCGGGAUGACAAUGAGUACUCAAUGAGAGAAUCUGUUCGACAUGGCUCGCAAUAUUACUUGGGUGAUCAGCCGUUGUACGAAGAUGGACGCUACAAGAUUUCGCAAGGCCAGAUGACGCCAAAACAGCAUAAUCAGCAACACCAGCCACAUCCGUUGUCGCAAGCUCAUCAGCAGCAACAGACUGCCGGAGUACAACCCCAACACCAUCAGGGCUUUCAACAACAGCAGCACCCACAACAACCGAAUCAACAAAUGCAACAAAUGCAGCCUCCAAUGCCUAACCAGGGAUAUUAUAGUGAUGGAAGUGAAACGCUAAGUGUGCAUUCAACAAAUAGCAUGCCAACUACAAUGACAACUGUCAAUAGGAGAAACAUGAAUGCAAACAAUACUUCGAAUGACAAUACUUCUUUUGCUGAAACUCCCACUGCCAACACUAACCGAGUCCCAAUCAAAGAGACUAAACAAAACUCUUUGGCAAGUUCGUCAUCUGUGGCAGGCGGAGGCUCUGCUGCUAACAAUGUGAUGAAGGAGCGAAAGAAAAGUUUAAUGACACGUUUUAUACCAGGAAGGGGAGCAGAAGGGAAAAGAACCGGUUUUGCUAGAUCUGAGGAAGUUGGAAUUCCCGGAAACUUGUCUUCAGAUCGGCUCACCGAACCCACUCCUCCCUUUCUGAAGCAAGCCAGCAAGGAAAGCACUGAUUCUGCUCACUCAGACAAGUUUGCACGCCAAUGUUGGCUUCCAGUGCUCGCUGAUGGUCCUCUUGGUACAUUUGUCGACAAUCUUGGUCCGGGUCAGGUUGUCGGUCGUCAAGUGCUUGCCUCACCGGUGCUAGGAGAGAUUCAGAUCGCUUUAAUGGCCGGUAGAAGCGGCAUUGACGUCGAAAUUAUCAAAGCUAAAAAUCUGGUAGUAAAACCGGGAGUGAAAGUUUGUCCAGCUCCCUAUGUAAAAGUGUAUCUUAUGGAGGGCAAACAAUGCAUUGCCAAAGCAAAGACAAACGCCGCCACUAAAACAACUAGUCCAUUAUUCCAGCAACAUUUAAUAUUUAAUGAUAGUCCAAAGAAAAAAACGCUUCAGGUAACAGUGCUUGGUGAUUACGGUCGUAUGGAAAGAAAAGUAUUCAUGGGGAUUUCGCAAAUCCGAUUAGAAGACCUCGAACUCGGAUCUCAACCACUAAUAGGGUGGUAUAAACUGUUUCAUAGUUCUUCGCUUGCUGGCACUGGUCCAGUUCGAAAAGAUUCCGAUGUAUCAGUUGGAGGUGCUCAGCAGUAACAAAUUUCAUAUGUUUUUGUUUGUUUUUUGUCUUAAUUACCACAGGUCAUUUCUCUCUUUCUAUCGUCAUUUUCUUGUCAUUUUUUCUUUCUUGAGCAUUGGCAACAAAUUUAUUCGUUAUGCAUUAUGGGUACUUGUUUCUCGCUUUUUAAUGUAUAAUCUCAAUUCUUGAACUAAAACUCUCAGUGCUUCUGAAAAUUAUGGUUACAAUGAAUUAGUUUAUUAAA
Messenger RNA from Caenorhabditis elegans, 4940 nucleotides. RefSeq names its product Rab-3-interacting molecule unc-10 (gene unc-10). NCBI's taxonomy places the organism in Eukaryota, Metazoa, Nematoda, Chromadorea, Rhabditida, Rhabditidae. The transcript has 26 exons. Gene Ontology annotation, molecular function: small GTPase binding. Bases 22 to 4713 code for a protein of 1563 amino acids. Gene Ontology annotation, biological process: maintenance of presynaptic active zone structure; exocytosis; intracellular protein transport. The record is from RefSeq and is marked reviewed. Gene Ontology annotation, cellular component: synapse; membrane.